AAAAUCUGAUUCCCAUUCCCUAAAUUGCCAUUGUUAUAAGUGGACUGGAAAAGAAUCAUGCUUCGCCGGUGUGCUGCUGGAUGCAUCAAUCUGCCUUGCAUACAAAAGAAAUGCCCCGCUGAGGAUGAACUUCAUAAACUCACAUUGGAGGACCUGUGUCUGUUUACUAGUCAAUUUUCUCCAAAAAAUCUUGUUGGAGUCACCCACUUAGGAAAACUCUAUCGUGGGAAGAUGGUCAUUGGUGAUAUUACCAAGGAUGUCGCUGUCAAGAUUAUAGGUCUUGAUGAAAGGGUGUUUAAAUAUACAGGCAACGACAAACUGGAAAGAUUUGAGUAUGAACUGAAAUUUUUGCAAGCUCCAAGGAUUAAGGGCAAUCCCAACUUAGUGAAAGUGAUUGGAUAUUGUCAAGAGGAAGAAACCUUGGGGAUUGUUUAUGAUCUAAAUCCACACGAUACGUUGGAGAACUUAAUUACUCGAGCUGACUUUAAUUGGAAGCAGAGGGUUAAGACAGCCCUUACAUUAGCUCGCUUGCUUAAUUAUCUGCAUGAUAGGAAGUACCUGAUUCGCAACUUUGCUCCAUAUCACAUUGUGCUUGACCAGGAUUUCACGCCAAUUAUGUUUGAGUUUGGUUUGUUAGUUGGAGGGGUUCUGGGUAAUACAAUCAAUGAAUCAGAUUUGAGAUGUGCCCCAUAUGGCUACAUGGAUGCAUCCAUAUUUGAAUAUGGUACUGAUACGUUCAGUGUCAGGUCGGAUGUUUUUGCCUUUGGUGUUUUGCUCUUAAAUUUUAUAAGCAAAAGAGUUGUUGAGUAUGGAAACCCUUUAGAUAGGGCACUUGAUUUAUGGGCCUUGAAAGAGUUCAAGCCUGGGUGUUCAUUUGUCCACCAAAGUCUUCUGAGUGAUCCAGGUUUUGAUCUUCUUGAUGGAGCUGCAAUCACAAAACUUGCAGAACAGUGUGUAGAAGAGCAACCAAAGAAACGACCAAACAUGAAAGAAGUUGUUGCUCGUCUGGAAGGUUUACGUGCUGUGCAGGAGCAUGUUGAAGAAAUUAAUGUGCAUCCUUGAUAGUUGGGUAGUUUUAUUUGAACUCUCUUUCUUCAACAUGAUCAGAUUUCAAAGUAGCACGCAAUCUUGUUAAGUUUGAUCCGAUCCGUUCAAAUGCCACCUCCAGAGUAAAUGUGGACAAGUAAAAGUGAAUAAGUGGUAGUCAAG
Molecule: messenger RNA, 1209 nt
Organism: Solanum tuberosum (potato)
Lineage: Eukaryota; Viridiplantae; Streptophyta; Magnoliopsida; Solanales; Solanaceae
Product: probable receptor-like protein kinase At5g47070
Exons: 6
Coding region: 58-1062 (334 amino acids)
Biological process (GO): protein phosphorylation
Cellular component (GO): plasma membrane
Molecular function (GO): protein kinase activity; ATP binding
Source: RefSeq, a predicted model, not a curated record